UGGAAUUGCUGUCCUAUCAGUAGUAACCAGACCGUAUCUGAUGAUAUAGCCAGAAUUAGAUUUUAUCGCAAUAAAAUCUGCCACACCAAAGACAUGGAAAUAAAUGAUGCAAAUUUCUUGCAUAUGUGGGGAGAAAUUAGACGUGCUUUGGUCAGGUUAGCCAAGAGUAUCAGCGCAGAGAUGGAAAAGAAAUGGCAGAGUGCAAUUGAUAAUUUUUUGACAGCUCCCCUUACGCCAGAUGAUGAGAGAAACAUUCACGAGUUGAAAGAGUGGUACUUUGAAGAUAAAGAAGUUAAGAAGGAGCUGGAAGAAGUUAAGAGAAAGCUUGAAGACAUGGAAGUGGCAUUCAACGAUUGUGGUAUGAUUUCAUAAAAAUUGAGCUAACGACCCCCCUUCUCCCCCGGAAUUUUGUAAUCAGCAUUUCCAAUUUCUUGGUAUCUAUUGAUUGGUUGGCCUUUGCAUCAAUUAAUGUAUUGUAAGCAUCAUCUCGAAAUGGUUGAAAAAAUUUUUAAAACUUUUGUUGUACUUGACAGUAACGAUGAUGGUCGUUUGUGGAAAAAUGGCGCAUAAAGGUGUAGAAGCUGGCAACCAAGAAACUCCAAGAUGCUCUCCGAAUGAUGUGUUAGCCACAAUUGCGGACAAAUACGUGAAGUCAGUAAAUCCAAGCAGUCCAGAAGAAUUUAAAACUUUUGCAGAAAUAAUGGAAAGAUUGCAGCUAGUCAUCGUUGGAAAUAAAUUGGGAAGCUUGCUCAUAACAGUCAAGUGUAACUCACUUCAGAUUCUGGAAAACCUUUGGAAAGAGUAUUGUUCAGGCCAUCUUGGUAAAAUGGUACAAAGCUGCUUUGCAUCAGAGUAUAUUCUGAGAAAGUUUCACUUAUCCGCACUUGAGCUCAAAACAACCAUCAGAGAGGAGGAUUAUGAAGCAUGUAAACAACACUUCAAGAAAAUUUCAGGUUAG
Molecule: messenger RNA, 958 nt
Organism: Pocillopora meandrina
Lineage: Eukaryota; Metazoa; Cnidaria; Anthozoa; Scleractinia; Pocilloporidae
Source: the annotation of a GenBank genome assembly